AUGGUGAGUGAUCCACACCCACCACUUCAUGAGUAUCAUCAGACGGGACAUCUCCUUGUUGGCGUGAUUGCUUCUCACUCCUUAAUUAUCCCAAGUCCAUUAGAAUUCACUGCAAAACCUCCACCGGCAUUAUUUGAAGAGCUGAGAUUUUGUACCGGAAAUUCUAUUAAGACCCUCAAACAGUUAUAUGAACUUGCACUGAACUGUAUCAAUCAGACUAGGAGCAAAGUAUUUACUCCUGGUGACAGGUGCAGUGUGAGUUCAGUGCCCAAGAAUUACCAGCACAUCCUGGCUUUGGUAUUCGCAGUAAAGGAAAUCAAUGAAAACCCUCGCAUCUUGCCAAACAUCUCCCUGGGCUUCCAUAUCUAUGACAGUUAUUUCACUGCCAGGUGGACUUACUAUGUUACAAUGCUACUUAUAUCCACGCCGGAGAGAUUUGUUCCAAACUACAAAUGUGACCGCCAGAAUAACCUAAUAGCAGUUAUUGGAGGACUGGAUGCAGACAUCUCUCGUUAUGUGGCAAUGAUCUUGAAUUUCUACAAAAUUCCACAACUCAUCUAUGGCCCUGCUCCAGUGAUGAAUGAUAAAACCCCAGGCCUUUCCUUCUACCAGAUGGCACCUAAUGAAGAUGUUCAAAAUGCAGGGAUUCUUGCUUUACUUCUGCUUUUCAGAUGGACAUGGAUCGGGCUUGUUGUUAUGGAUAAUGACAAUGGAGAAAGGUUGGUGCAAACGGUGUUUCCAAUGUUUUCCCAGAGUGGCAUCUGCUUUGCCUUCAUAGAAAAAAUCCCCCAAUAUACAUUUGUCAAUGAAAUUAAUAACAUGUUGCAUCAAGGAGACAAAAUAGUAGAUAAAAUUAUGAAAAGCAAAGCAAAUGUAGUAGUGGUAUAUGGAGAAUCUUAUAUAAUGGCGAUGGUUGCAUGGUCUGCAUUUUUUUUGGAACCAGAACAUGAUACAAAGAAAACAAGAAGUAAAGUGUGGAUACUAACAGCCCAGGGGGAACUGACUGCAUUUGUCUUCCAAAGAUCUUGGGAUUUACAAAUAUUCAAUGGUGUAAUUUGCUUUGCAUUCCACUCCAAUGAUCUACCUGCAUUUCACCAAUUUGUUACAAGCAGAAACCCUUCCGACACAAGAGGAGAUGGUUUCAUAAUGGACUUCUGGGAAAAUGCUUUUGGAUGUGUUUUCACAAACAGGUUUCUAAGUGAGAUAAAGGGGGAUAUUUGCACCGGAGAAGAGAAGCUGGAGAGUCUUCAGGCAGCCAUUUUUGAAAUGAGCAUGACUGGCCACAGUUACAGUAUCUACAAUGCUAUAUAUGCUGUUGCUCAUGCUUUACAUACUAUGUCCUCAUCUAGAUUCAAACAGAGAAGAAUGGUGGACAGUCAAGGAUGGACAUUAGAAACUCAUCAUUUGUGGCAGGCACGGCCUCUUUCUCUGUGUAGUGAGAUUUGCCAACCUGGUUCUAGCAAGAGAGUGAAGGAGGGGGAGCCAUUUUGCUGCUAUGAUUGUAUCCCAUGUCCAGAAGGGAAGAUUUCGGAUCAGAUGGAUGUGAAUGAGUGCUAUAAAUGCAUAGAUAAAAAAUAUCCAAACAGAAAAGGAGAUUCCUGCAUUCCCAAGGAGAUAAGCUUCUUGUCCUAUGAAGAAACUUUGGGAAUCAGUUUAGCCUUUAUUGCUGCUUCCUUUUCUUUGAUCACGGCUCUGGUGCUAGGCAUUUUUAUAAAGCACCACAACACUCCAAUAGUCAAAGCCAAUAACAGAGAUCUUACCUAUGCUCUCCUCAUCUCCCUCCUGCUCUGCUUCCUGUCUGCAUUGCUGUUCAUUGGACAUCCUGUGAAGGUGACAUGUCUCCUCCGGCAAACUGCUUUUGGCAUCAUCUUCUCAGUGGCUGUUUCUUGCGUGCUGGCAAAAACUACAACAGUGGUUCUGGCUUUCAUGGCCACCAGGCCAGGAUCCAGUAUGAGGAAAUGGGUGGGGAAAAGACUGGCCUAUUCCAUUGUUUUUUUCUGCUCUCUUAUUCAAGCAAGCAUUUGUGUUCUGUGGCUUGCAAACUCUGCCCCAUACCCAGAUGUUGACACUCACACAUUGGUUGAAGAAAUGAUCCUGGAAUGUAACGAAGGUUCGGUGACUAUGUUUUACUGUGUCCUGGGCUAUAUGGGGUUUCUUGCAACUGUCAGUUUCACAGUGGCAUUCCUUGCUAGGAAACUACCAGACAGUUUCAACGAAGCCAAGUUCAUCACUUUCAGCAUGUUGGUCUUUUGCAGUGUUUGGCUAACCUUUAUUCCAGCAUACAUGAGCUCUAAGGGAAAAUACAUGGUAGCCGUGGAGGUCUUUUCUAUCUUGGGCUCCAGUGCUGGGUUGUUGGGUUGCAUCUUCUCCCCAAAAUGUUUCAUCAUUUUGUUGAGACCUGAGCUGAACAAGAGGAAAAAACUAAUGAGAAAGAAGAACUGA
Hemicordylus capensis (graceful crag lizard) is the source of this 2442-nucleotide messenger RNA. RefSeq names its product vomeronasal type-2 receptor 26-like. The record is from RefSeq and is a predicted model, not a curated record. Gene Ontology annotation, molecular function: G protein-coupled receptor activity. The transcript is spliced from 6 exons. NCBI's taxonomy places the organism in Eukaryota, Metazoa, Chordata, Lepidosauria, Squamata, Cordylidae. Gene Ontology annotation, cellular component: membrane. Gene Ontology annotation, biological process: G protein-coupled receptor signaling pathway. The coding region runs from base 1 to 2442 and encodes 813 amino acids.